Molecule: messenger RNA, 2238 nt
Organism: Prunus armeniaca (apricot)
Lineage: Eukaryota; Viridiplantae; Streptophyta; Magnoliopsida; Rosales; Rosaceae
Source: the annotation of a GenBank genome assembly
AUGACGGUGCCAACAAUAGCCCUGUACGCAAGCCCGCCGAGCAGUGUGUGCUCGACGACCCACCCGUGCCAGAUCAAUGCGCAUACCUCAUACGAUUUCGAAUUGAGCUCUCGAUCUGCGUCGUCGACGGCUUCGACGGCCUCCACGUCGCAAAAGCCGGUGACUGGUGGGCUCUCGUGCCUGUUCUCAUCGCCGACGGUGAAGCAUGCGUCGUCCUCGUCGAGCUAUUCGGGUGGAGGAGAGGAAUUGGGCUCUCUAUGGCACGAUAGGGGCGAAGAAUUGAAGGAAUUGAGUAGCUCGUUUCGAUAUUCUCCGAGCAAGUUCAAUGGGGCUUCGUUGAACCGGGACCAGAGCCCCAUUUCGGUGUUUCAGGGCCCAGUUUCAUCUUCCAGUAGUGGGGUUUCGAGCUCGGCGAGAAGCCCACCAAUGAGAAUUACACGGGAGAGGUCUAACAAUGGAGAUAUUAGUUUGAAUUCAAUCCGGUGUGGGAGUAAUGGGUUGUUUAAUGGGUUCGUGAGAGGUGCUUUGGGCUCUUCGUGCAUAGAUUACGACUCGCCGAGUUUUGAGGCUCGUACUGAUGCUUUGGAUGUGGGUUCGUCAGCUGUGGUUCUUGAUGAUUUGACUUUCAAUAUGGAAGAUGGGUUCUUGGAGGGCAUUUCUGAGCCUUAUGCCAAAGAAUUGCUUUUGGGUGCGCAACUGCGCCACAAGAUUUUCUAUGAAGAUUUUAUUAUCAAGGCUUUUUGCGAGGCCGAGAAAGCUCAUAGAGGGCAGAUGCGGGCAAGUGGCGAUCCGUAUUUGCAGCAUUGUGUGGAGACUGCGGUGCUGCUCGCAUUAAUUGGUGCUAAUUCGACGGUUGUUGCUGCAGGGCUUUUGCAUGACACGCUUGAUGAUUCUUUUUUGUGUUAUGACUAUAUAUUUGGGAAAUUUGGAGCUGGGGUUGCUGAUUUAGUGGAAGGGGUGUCUAAGCUAAGUCAUCUGAGCAAGCUUGCCCGUGAUAAUAAUACAGCGAGCAAAACAGUUGAGGCAGAUCGCCUGCAUACCAUGUUCCUUGCCAUGGCAGAUGCCAGAGCUGUCCUCAUUAAAUUGGCAGAUCGAUUACAUAAUAUGAUGACACUAGAUGCAUUACCCUUGGCUAAGCAACAGAGGUUUGCGAAGGAGACUUUGGAGAUUUUUGUACCCUUGGCCAACCGGUUAGGAAUCUCUAGCUGGAAGGUGCAGCUGGAAAAUUUAUGUUUUAAGCAUCUCAACCCAGAUCAGCACAAAGAACUGUCCUCUAAGCUUCUAGAUUCGUUUGAUGAUGCAAUGAUUACUUCUGCCACAGAGAGAUUAGAGCGAGCUCUCAAGGAUAAAGCCAUUUCCUACCAUGUACUUUGUGGGCGGCAUAAGAGCUUGUAUAGCAUCUACUGCAAAAUGUUAAAAAAGAAGCUAAACAUGGAUGAAAUUCAUGAUAUUCACGGGCUACGUUUGAUUGUUGAUAACGAGGAAGAUUGCUACGAAGCACUGAAAGUUGUUCACCAGCUGUGGUCUGAGGUGCCAGGAAAGUUCAAGGACUACAUAACUCAACCCAAGUUUAAUGGGUAUCAGUCACUGCACACUGUGGUGAUGGGUGAAGGCAUGAUUCCGCUGGAAGUGCAAAUUCGAACAAAGGAGAUGCAUUUGCAAGCUGAGUUUGGAUUUGCAGCUCACUGGAGAUACAAGGAAGGUGACUGUAAGCACCCCUCAUUUGUGCUUCAGAUGGUCGAGUGGGCCAGAUGGGUGGUCACUUGGCAGUGUGAGGCAAUGAGCAGAGACCGGUCAUCCAUUGGGUAUGCUGAUUCAAUCAAGCCACCCUGCGCGUUUCCUUCACAUUCUGAUGACUGUCCAUAUUCUUACAAACCUCACUGUGGUCAAGAUGGGCCGGUGUUUGUCAUCAUGAUGGAGAAUGAUAAGAUGUCUGUUCAAGAGUUUCCUACAAACUCCACGAUUAUGGAUCUGCUGGAAAGAACUGGGCGAGGAAGCUUGAGAUGGACACCAUACGGGUUCCCGCUGAAGGAAGAACUGAGGCCUAGGCUGAACCAUGCGGCAGUGAGUGAUCCUACAUGCAAGCUGCAGAUGGGGGAUGUGGUGGAGCUGACUCCAGCAAUUCCUGAUAAGUCUUUGACAGAGUACAGGGAAGAGAUUCAGCGCAUGUACGACCGGGGCAUGAGUGUAUCAAGUACAGGUCCUGCUGCUAGUAGUAUGGUGGGUUGGAGAAGUUGA